Messenger RNA from Gadus macrocephalus (Pacific cod), 429 nucleotides. RefSeq names its product teneurin-2-like. The record is from RefSeq and is a predicted model, not a curated record. NCBI's taxonomy places the organism in Eukaryota, Metazoa, Chordata, Actinopteri, Gadiformes, Gadidae. Gene Ontology annotation, molecular function: protein homodimerization activity; protein heterodimerization activity; cell adhesion molecule binding. Gene Ontology annotation, biological process: neuron development; heterophilic cell-cell adhesion. Gene Ontology annotation, cellular component: neuron projection.
AACGCCGCUCUCCCGGCCUGUCCCUCGGUGGUCCACGACGCAGUGUCCGUGGGAUACGAGUACGAGUCCUGUGCCAGCCUCAUCUUGUGGGAGAAGAGGACGGCCACGCUGCAGGGCUUUGAACUGGAACCCACCAAUCUGGGAGGCUGGUCGCUGGACAAACACCACGUCCUCAACACGCGCAGCGGGAUCCUGCACAAGGGCAACGAGAACAUAUUUGUGACGGAGCAGCCCCCGGUCAUCACCAGCACCAUGGGGAAAGGGCGAAGGCGAAGCAUCUCCUGCCCCAGCUGCAACGGAUUUGGCCGACGGCAACAACUGCUGGCGCCUGUCGCCCUGGCAACCGGCAUCGACGGCAGCCUCUGUGGGGACCUCAACUUCGUGCGGCGGGUCUACCCGUCCAUGAACACCACCGCAUCCUUGAGCUGA